AUGAAAGUGAAUUUGGUCGUCGACAUUUACGAGAAAGAGUGGUUUAAGGAGGGCUGGUUGAGGUUGGGGAUUGUAAACAGUAAAAAAGCAGAAGAGAAAGGCAAACAACGUACACACGAAAAAGUACCUGUAAUUAUCCCUUCACGAUAUCCGUCGUUUAUGUCUUUUGGUCUUGCGGAGGUGAUCGGUGUUAAACUCGCGUCGGCGCAUUUGAAGCGUCUGAACGAACCGAACGGGACGAGAGAAGUGUAA
Molecule: messenger RNA, 252 nt
Organism: Clunio marinus
Lineage: Eukaryota; Metazoa; Arthropoda; Insecta; Diptera; Chironomidae
Source: the annotation of a GenBank genome assembly